This is a messenger RNA of Branchiostoma floridae (Florida lancelet), 1359 nucleotides long. Its product is annotated as guanylate-binding protein 2-like. Bases 1 to 1359 code for a protein of 452 amino acids. The transcript has 7 exons. Gene Ontology annotation, molecular function: GTPase activity; GTP binding. Lineage: Eukaryota; Metazoa; Chordata; Leptocardii; Amphioxiformes; Branchiostomatidae. The record is from RefSeq and is a predicted model, not a curated record.
AUGAAUGGUCCAAUAAAGCUAACAUCAACGCGGGAAGUGGACAAGCGGAGACAGAUCUACAUCUCACCUGAAGCGGAGAGGAUCAUCUCCAACCUCCAGCCUCGCUCCGUGGACGUGGUGGCAGUGGUGGGGCCGAUGAGGAAGGGAAAGUCCCAUUUUGCCAAUCUCCUGUGCAAAAGGAAGUCUGGUUUCCCACUUGGAGACGAAAUGGAGUCGAAAACAAAGGAUUUCUGGUUCUGGAUCGGUCCCCAUCCUGUUCAGACCAACCGAUAUCUGAUGGUUGUCGACACUGAAGGUCUGGGCGACUACUCUGACGAGGAACAGAACGAGAAAGACAUGAAGUACCUAGUUUUGGCCACCCUGCUCUCCAAUCACUUGGUCUUCAACCUCCAGGGCAACCCAGACCACAGCUUUGUUUCUCAGCUCAGGUUGAUGGGAGAUCUUGCAGAGCAUGUCCGUGUUCAGAAAGAUGGUAAAGACGGAGGAAACAACCUUGGAGACCACUUUCCCCAGCUGUGGGUGGCCGUGCAAGACGCGCAUCUGAAACCUCCUCAAAGGAACGGAAGACGCCUAACCCCUGAUGAGUUUCUGGAGGUCAUGCUGGAGCGAAAGGAUGGUCACACAAAAGCGAUCCGCUCUCACAACGAGAUGACUGACGCAGUGAAGACUUUCUUCCCGAAGCGGCAUCUCCGACUGAUUCCUGCACCAUCUAUUGACUCCGAUAUCCUGAGCAACCUUGACAAAGCUGGAGACAACGCUCUACAGACGGACUACAAAGACACCGUUGACAACUUCACCCGUGAGAUCUGGAACUCGGGACAGGUCAAGAGGGUCAACGGAGAUGACAUAAGAACCACAGGUCUUCUUCAUAUCCUGCGGUACUACGUCAACGCCAUCAACGACCCAAACUCCCUGCCGUCAGUCCUCGGUGCUUACGAGGCCAUGGCUGAAGGAGAGUGCAGUCGGGCUUUUGAAGAGCAGAUGAAAGCGUUUCAAGAGUCCGCGGAGAAAACAGUGAAACCACUGAUGCCGACUGACGAGGAGACCUGCAACAGGCGCAUCCAGACUGCAGCAGAGAGUGCAGUCUCCAAGCUGUCUGCAGACGUGGGGAAGUGGGACAAAGUUGGAACAUGGAAGAGACGCCUGCAGGGGAAACUUGAGACAGAACGCCUUGCUCUGCUCAAGCUUAACAGUGACAAGUCUAAGGACCUCUGCGAGGCGAUCAUCAAAGAAGUCGACCGGCCCGUCCGACAGAAAGUAGGGAAGGGUGUGUACAACAGAAUCGGUGGAUUCAAUACCUAUGUAAGGGAAGUGGAUGCUGUAUACAGCGCCUACAGGCAAAAAGGUGAGAUGUCCUGA